AAGUUUCAGGAUGUCUCUGUCCCAGUCUCACGUACCCCCAUCCUCCUCCUCCAGGAGCAGAUAAACCGGACCGCCGCCGGAGUCAGCGGAUGUAGAGAGGCGCCUGAAGACCGGAGAGAGCGGUAGAGUUGCUCUCCUCCUCCUCCUCCUCCUCCUCCUCCUCCUCUUCCUUCCUACUGCAGCAGAAGAAAACUCCUGGCCGCUGCAGCACCAUGUCCUCAGCUGGAGGUGAGGACAUAUCAAGCUACCAUUUAAGUGUGGUGCGUAACCCACCGGGCUGGGAGGUGGGGAUCUACCUGGUGGGCUUCCUCCUGCUGCUGGGUGCCGCCGGACUGAACAUCUGGAAGCUGUGGAAAUCUGGAACUUUCCCCGCGCCGUCCCCCUUCCCUAACUUCGACUAUCGAUACCUGCAAGAAAAGUAUGGAACUUCCUUCUCAGAAGUCAGACAGAAGAGAGCGGCCGCCAACAACCACCGGCGCACCUCCACCACAUCCAGCCGCAAGCCCAGCUUGGCCCUCGGUGACACCCCCGACGGCUUCAGGGAACUCGGCCACCUGGAGCUGAUGAGCAGAGAGCUGGACCCAACCGGCAUGGCUCAGCUCCACCGCUCCGUCUCCACGGACUCGCUCAGCUCCAUCUCCUCCGUCGCUAACAACUUCGGCCACGACUUCACCGUCGGCCAACUGGAAGCGACGCUGGAGUUUGAGUCGCCGCGGCAGCUGCUCCACAUCACGCUGCACCAGGGCAAAGACCUGCUGGAGAAGGAAGAGGGCGACUUUCCUGGCUGCUUCAUCAGAGUCUCCCUGGGGCCCGAAGAACUGAACGUGGGGGUCACAAGAGUGCAGACGAAUGCAUUCACUGUGAUCUUCAACGAGCGCUUCUCCAUCCCUGUGGACCCUGCUGCUCUGUACGAGUACAGCCUGCGCUUUGCAGCAUUUGGCAUCGAUGCUGAUGAGAGAAACAUCAGUGCAGGCGUGGCAGAGCUCAAGCUGUCCGAUCUGGACCUGACCAUCAGACCGUUCAACGCCUGGCUCUACCUUCAAGAUGUCAACAAGGCUGUGGACGCAGUGGGAGAGAUCCUGUUGUCCCUCAGUUACCUGCCGACAGCGGAGCGCCUCACCGUGGUCGUGGCCAAGUGCAAGAAUCUGGUGUGGACCAACGACAAGAACACAGCAGAUCCAUUUGUCAAAGUGUACCUCCUACAAGAUGGCAGAAAGAUCAGCAAGAAGAAGACUUCCACAAAAAGGGACGACACGAACCCGAUCUUUAACGAAGCCAUGAUCUUCUCCGUGCCGUCCUCCGUCCUGCAGGAACUCUCCCUGAGGGUGACGGUGGCAGAGGCCACUGACGACGGGCGGGGAGAGAACCUAGGUCAUGUGAUCAUCGGCCCUGAGGCCAGCGGGAUGGGGAUCACCCACUGGAAUCAGAUGUUAGCCACCCUGAGGAAGCCCGUGUCCAUGUGGCACCCUCUGCGCAGGAUCUAGGUCUCUCAGAAGACCACUCCUCUCCAUGUUGAACUCUUGUAUGGAUCGUUAAAGUUAUAGUUUUACAUUGUGACCAAGAGAGUAACUAAACAUCAUCUUUAUACAUGGAGGGGGAGCUGUAAAAUCACCAUUUGGUUUUAGGGGGUGUAAUUAUUCUCCUUACGAACCUGUCUAUCGUUACCCUGGGUUCAGUACGUUCGGUGUAAAUCCGUUUGAAACUUGAUUGUUUUUCCUUAUUUGUCUAGGAAGACAUGAAUUGUGGGAUCAUUUUCCCACGUUUUUGAAUGACAUUUUUCGUUUUGGACCUUUGAAUGAGUUUUAAAGUGAGAAAAGAAGUCCAGCCUUAGCAUGGUGCGUCUUACUGCUGGCGGGA
Molecule: messenger RNA, 1857 nt
Organism: Nematolebias whitei (Rio pearlfish)
Lineage: Eukaryota; Metazoa; Chordata; Actinopteri; Cyprinodontiformes; Rivulidae
Gene: syt12
Product: synaptotagmin XII
Exons: 9
Coding region: 213-1484 (423 amino acids)
Biological process (GO): calcium-ion regulated exocytosis; cellular response to calcium ion; regulation of dopamine secretion
Molecular function (GO): phosphatidylserine binding; clathrin binding; calcium ion binding
Source: RefSeq, a predicted model, not a curated record